Messenger RNA from Drechmeria coniospora, 414 nucleotides. RefSeq lists its product as uncharacterized. NCBI's taxonomy places the organism in Eukaryota, Fungi, Ascomycota, Sordariomycetes, Hypocreales, Ophiocordycipitaceae. The record is from RefSeq and is a predicted model, not a curated record. Gene Ontology annotation, biological process: symbiont-mediated hemolysis of host erythrocyte. The transcript is spliced from 2 exons. Bases 1 to 414 code for a protein of 137 amino acids.
AUGGCAUACGCCCAGUGGAUUAUUGUUACUAUUGUCAACUUCUUGAAGUCUGGGAAGGACAUCAAAGUCAAGAAUGCCGACAUUAGCUGGGGCAAGUUCUGGGAUGGUGAGAAUAUGGACGAUGAGAUAUCAGCUAGCACUGUGAACGAAAUCGUUGUCGCCCGAGGCCAAGUCGAACAGGUGCAAGCGUGUGGGCGCUCCGAUGCCGCCUCAGGCACGGAGGGUACAUUUGAUAUUUACGACUGCAACAACAAGAGGAUUUGCCACGUCUCCUGGGACUGUCCCUGGGGCUCAAAGUCGAACAGUUUUGAGGUGGAAGUCGACGAUGAAGCUAAGUACAAAGUGAUUAAGCCAUCGUUUGUCGUUCGCAGUGGAGCCAUUGGCACAAUGCAGAUUUUUAUCAUGGAUAAUUAA